AAUACGAAUGACGCGUAAAUGCUGCGUGAACUGUCAGCCACGUCACCUCCUCUUGCAACUACUUUUAGUGGGAGCACUUUGUAAUCUUUGUAUGUUUUGUUUUUGUUUAUCAAACAACCGGUUGGGUUAACAACGUGUAUCGCGUUUGGCAUGCUUUUGUAGCAUUUGUUUCCCUCAAGCUCGCCUUCAAAUUGCAUUUGAUUGUCGGCCCAGUCGCCAAAGUUAUUCAAUUAAUUCGAGGUGUCACUGAAAAGGAAACGUGAACAAAAUGAACGCGUUUCGUCUGGCUGGUGAUGUGUCUCAUCUGUUGGCCAUCAUCAUCCUGUUAAUAAAGAUUUAUAGAUCCAGAUCAUGUGCAGGCAUCUCCGGGAAGUCUCAGGUGCUGUUUGCGCUUGUCUUCACCACCAGAUACCUCGACUUAUUCUCCAUGUUCAUUUCUCCUUACAACACAAUUAUGAAGGUGGUGUUUCUGGCGCUGUCCUACGCCACCGUCUACAUGAUCUACAUGCGCUUCAGAAACACUUACGACUCUGAGAAUGACUCGUUCCGCGUGGAGUUCCUGUUGGUGCCGGUUAUUGGUCUUUCCUUACUGGAGAACUACGCCUUCACACCCUUGGAGGUCCUUUGGACCUUCUCGAUCUUCUUGGAAUCUGUGGCCAUAAUGCCGCAGCUCUUCAUGAUCUCCAAGACGGGCGAGGCCGAGUCCAUCACCACCCAUUAUUUGUUCUUCCUCGGCCUGUACAGAGCCCUUUACAUCGGCAAUUGGGUUUGGCGCUACCACACCGAGGGCUUCUUUGAUCAUAUCGCCGUGGUGGCUGGAGUGGUGCAGACCAUUUUCUACUGUGACUUCUUCUACCUUUAUGUCACAAAAGUACUAAGAGGGAGAGGGAAAAUGACCCUGCCAAUGCCUGUCUAGUCACCAGUUGAAGCACAGAGGACCCCCCCCCCCCAAAAAAAAA
Molecule: messenger RNA, 959 nt
Organism: Syngnathus acus (greater pipefish)
Lineage: Eukaryota; Metazoa; Chordata; Actinopteri; Syngnathiformes; Syngnathidae
Gene: kdelr3
Product: KDEL endoplasmic reticulum protein retention receptor 3
Exons: 5
Coding region: 269-916 (215 amino acids)
Biological process (GO): protein retention in ER lumen; endoplasmic reticulum to Golgi vesicle-mediated transport
Cellular component (GO): endoplasmic reticulum; cis-Golgi network; membrane
Molecular function (GO): ER lumen protein retrieval receptor activity
Source: RefSeq, a predicted model, not a curated record